AGGAACGUAAUCCCGACAUUAAGCGAGGACUUACUGUAUACAGUAGUGCACUUAAGUAGUAUAAGUUGCUAUUAGCGGUUUUGCCUAUUCGUGCCCUUUCUUGUAACCUAUUUCUCCCUAAUGGCAAGGGUUUACUGUACUGUACUGUACUGCAUAUUACCCUCUAUAAAUUAUUUGUUUGUCAUCUGAACAUCACCUUAAAUAUUAUUCAUUCUUUUGUAUUUUUUUAAGGGAGAUAUUUGAAAAAAUGAAGAUGAUAUAUGAAAAGGAUUUCAAGAAUUACCCACUUGCUUAUGACUCAGAAAGGAAUGCAUACAGUGUGGGUGUCAUCCCUGCUCUUCAAACUCCUGAUUGCCAGAGUACUUAUGAGAUUGACCUUGAGGAAUCAGAUGGCAAGAGGACACAAUACAAAAUUUCACUAAUGGUGAGACAUCGUGCCAACCUCCAGGAACUUACGGAGGCACUUAACUGCUCUGCUCGUGAACAGAAGACACUUCCAUUAAACAUAUUUCAGAUGGUUGAAGUAAUGUUUCGUCAUUAUCGGGCCAUUAAGUAUGAAUUGGUUGGUCGUCGUAACUUCUACUCAGCAGGAGGAGAGUUUGGAACGCCAUAUCCAAUUGGAUGUGGCAAGGAAGGUGUGACUGGUUUUUUUGGGUCGAUGAGGCCUGCAUCUUGGAAGGAUGGAUCUCUCUUACUGAAUAUUGAUGUUGCACACACAGCAUUCUAUAAAGAACAACCUCUUCUGAACUUUAUUCAAGACUUCAUGAAUUUUAGGGAAGAUGAUUUUCAUAGACCAUUAGAGCCAUUUAAACGAUCAAAACUUUUGCAAGAACUAAGAAAUAUUAGGGUGCAAGUUACACACUCCAAUAUCCCUCGCACUUACAAGAUUAUAGAUGUUUCAGAACAUUCUGCUGAGAAACAAACAUUUCCUUUAAAAGAUGAGAAUACUGGGAACACAGUUUACUGCACCAUUGAAAACUACUUCAAGAACCAAUAUGGAAAAAAAAUUAAGUUUCCAAAGUUGAACUGUGUACAAGUGUCUCCUGCUGAAAGGAAUGUGUUUAUUCCAUUUGAGUGCUGCAAGAUUUACAAAGGUCAAAGAGUGGUUAAGAAGCUUAGUGAUCGAGAAACUGCUCAAUUUAUUAGGACAACAGCUGUUCCACCAGCAACAAGAAAGAAACAGAUAUGCAAUAUUCAUCGCACCAAUGACUUUACUCAAGAUCCAAUGCUGAAGAAUCUGCAGUUCAGUAUAGCAGAAAGACCAUUACACAUGGAAGGCAGAAUUUUACCUGCACCUGAAUUGUUGAUGGAUGCACCAGUUCAACCAAGAGAAGGAGUAUGGGAUGCUAGG
Molecule: messenger RNA, 1351 nt
Organism: Homarus americanus (American lobster)
Lineage: Eukaryota; Metazoa; Arthropoda; Malacostraca; Decapoda; Nephropidae
Product: protein argonaute-3-like
Exons: 7
Molecular function (GO): RNA binding; protein binding
Source: RefSeq, a predicted model, not a curated record